UUGAGUCUUGCAGGUCUGACGCUUGAAACCAUUCGAUGACGCCUGACAGCAAAAAGGUGGUUUUGAUGUACUCGAGGUCAAAUUUAUAUAUGUAGCACAUUUAAAACAACAAAGUUGCUGUACACUGAAAUGAUGUAGAUCUAAAAAGUCUGCACAAAAAAAUCAGAAAAAUGUAACACAAUUAACAUUAGCAUAAAAAAGUAGAAAAAAACAAUUUAAAAAUUUAAUUUGGACAAAAUGCAACCGUCUAUGAUGAUGUCACAGCGAGAGGAUAAAUGUUUUAAUAAAGAUUUACAUGUGUGCAGUGUCUGAGCUGUGCAGCUGUGCAGCUGUGGCGUGGUAUUGAUUCUGUAGCUCUGGUGCUGUAGAUGCAGGAGCUCGAUCACCUCUGUUUUAAUCUGGUUUCAGGAUUACUUAAGAGCAUCUGGUUAGAUGACCUCAGACCGCGGUGAUGUGUGCAUGCUUUCUAACGCCUGUUAAGAGGCGAGCUGCCACAUUCUGGACUAAAGAUAAAGAUAACUGUUCAACACCAAAGUUAAAGUAGCCCAGGCAGCAAGUGCUAGAAGCAUGAAGAACUUUAUUUUCAGUUCCUUCUGUAAGAGGUGAAGCUUUACUUCUUCAGUGACUCUGAGUUGAUAAAAACAAACUGUCGUGAUGACUGUUAUUUGUUGGUCCAUUUUAAGAAACCUGUUAAAAGUCACGCCCAGAUUUUUUACAGCAACAUGACUGGAACGAGCCAAAAGACUCACAAGAGUCAUAUUUACCAAAGCGUAUGAAAUCGGUCCUUCUUUCAUUAAAAUGUAGGAAGUUUAUCCUCAUCCAGGACUUAAAGUCACUAAGACAAGUUCAGCUGAAUGGGCAUAAACACCUGGAUGUCACGGCAAAGAAAGCCGAUCUUUUCUAAAGAUAGAAGUUAGGGGCAACACGUACAAUGAAAAGAGGAGUGGGCCCAGAAUGGACCCUUGAGGUACUCCACAAGUGAGCGAUGCUCCCACCUGUACAAAACAACUUGUGUUUGUCAGGUCUGAUUCAAACCAGGUCAGAACUGUGCCUCUAAUCCAGUUUCAUGUAGAGCUGAGGUAGAAGGACCCUGUGGUCCACAGUGUCAGAGGAGGAUGUAGAAGCAGCGACUUUAGAGUUCACUUUCUUUGUUUCUGUGUUUGCAGACGAUCAGUCGGAUUUGACUCAUUUAACAACUGAAGUUUUACUUUAGGGGAAACUUGAAAUAGAUUUCUUUAACAGAGGUGAUAAAUAAUGCUCACAUUUUAAAUGCUACAUGAGAUGCAUUUAUAUGAUUCUAGUUCUGAUUUGGGAAACUGACAGACUUCAAACCUGUGAACCAGCCUAUAAGUAAUUUAUACUUAUGUAAUUACAAGUAUUUUACUUGUGUUUAAUUAAUUUCACACUAUUGUUAAAUAAUAAAAUCUUCCCUUGUGUGUUGUCGUGCAGUGCAGUGGAUAGAUGGUAUCUUUGCUCACGCUUUUGUUUGGCGUCCCAGAAAUGUGCAACUUGUGUAGCUACCAGUCCAAUGCGACUGAACACAGCACUGAGAGAAAUGUUGGUAGAGAGGCUCAGUUACUUUAAUCAGCUGCUUAAAUCUGACAUUUUUACUGUGCUUUCUGGCGUCAUGUCUUCCUGCCUUUGUGGAAACAUGUUUUUGACGCAGGCUGAUUGUUUGUUGGACGUAAGUGACGUAGCUCUGCAGUGCAAAGAGUUUAACAAAAUGUUUUUUCUAACAUUUAGAUUGCAUCAGUGAGUGACCUGAUAACAGGAAGUGCUGCUGAGUGACAAGACCCAGCAAUACAGCUAAUGCACUUUAGCUCACUGCUUUGUAAAUGGUACAUGGACUGGUCCUUAUAUGGUGCUUUCUUACUCUGAGCACUCAAAGCGCUUUACACAACCAUGUUUUCUGUGCUCUCUAUCUUUCCAUCUAACGCUCACACAUUCCUACUCUGAUGGAUGCAUCCGAGAGCACCUGGGGGUUAGAAACUCGCCCGAGGAAAUGGAGCAGAUAGGGGUUGAACCACCAGCCUUCCAGUUCAUAGCCUGUGGAAACUCCCUCCCUCAGCAAUGGCUUCACCUGUUUCAGUGUACAACAUCUUAGAGUCACACACGCCCCCUACCCGCAAAGAGUCUCUGAAGAUGGAAUUGUUAUCUGACGUGUCCCUGCUGCCUGGAGAGGAAAGGAUUACUGAUAAAGACAUAAUCUACAUCUGUCCGUUCAGUGGAGCCGUGAAAGGCAAAGUGUUGAUCACCAACUUCAGACUUUACUUCAAGAGCUCAGAUGCUGAUGUGACGGUGACGCUGGACGUUCCAUUGGGUGCCAUCAGUCGAGUGGAGAAGAUGGGUGGGGCGUCAAGCAGAGGAGAAAACUCCUACGGCCUGGAUAUUACUUGCAAGGACAUGAGGAAUUUGAGGUUUGCCCUGAAGCAGGAAGGCCACAGCAGAAGAGAUAUUUUUGAGGUUCUCUUCAGAUACGCCUUUCCUCUGUCACACGGUCUGCCUCUUUUUGCGUAUUUGAGUCAAGAGAAGUAUGCUGAGACUGGCUGGACCAUCUACAAACCUGUAGAGGAGUUCAGACGGCAGGGUUUACCUAACAACAAGUGGCGUAUAUCAUUCAUCAAUAAGAGCUAUGAUCUGUGUGACACCUACCCCACUGUGCUGGCCGUACCCUACAAGAGUAAAGAGGAGGACCUCCGAAAAGUGGCUGCCUUCCGGUCAAGAGGACGAAUACCGGUCCUGUCAUGGAUCCACAGAGAGAACCAAGCAGUGAUCGCCCGCUGCAGUCAGCCUCUCGUUGGCAUGUCUGGUAAAAGGAACAAGGACGAUGAACGCUACCUGGAGCUGAUUAGGGAGGCAAAUGAUACCACCAAGCUCACCAUAUACGACGCCCGUCCCAAUGUCAACGCAGUUGCCAACAAGGCCACCGGAGGAGGCUACGAGGGUGAUGAGUACCAAAAUGCAGAGCUCAUCUUCUUGGACAUCCAGAAUAUCCACGUCAUGAGGGAAUCCCAGAAGAAACUCAAAGAUAUCGUCUACCCCAACGUGGAGGAAUCCCACUGGCUGUCCAGCCUAGAGUCCACACACUGGUUGGAACAUGUAAAGCUGGUGUUGUCAGGAGCCAUCCAAGUUGCAGACAAAGUGUCCAGUGGGAACUCAGUAGUAGUUCACUGUAGUGACGGCUGGGACCGAACUGCACAGCUCACCUCUCUGGCUAUGCUGAUGCUGGACAGCCACUAUCGCACUCUCAGAGGAUUCCAGGUUUUGAUUGAAAAGGAAUGGAUCAGCUUCGGCCACAAAUUUGCCUCCGAGGUGAGGUCCAAGACGGUGUCUCUGUGGUCUCUGGUCAACAGCAAGGUGGAUAUGUAUUUAAACCCCUUCUACACCCCAGAAUCUGGCAGGGUUCUCUACCCUGUUGCCAGCAUGCGCCACCUAGAGCUCUGGGUAGCGUACUACAUCCGCUGGAACCCACGCAUACGACAGCAGCAGCAGAGUCCAGUGGAGCAGCGCUACAAGGAGCUGCUGGCCCUCAGAGACGAAUACUUGAAGAAGCUGGAGCAGCUGCAGCUGUCCGACUCGUCCACUUCCUCUCAUCUGGCUAACAGCCCCACCCCCAACACCACCUCCUCCUCCACCUCCCCCCCUUCACAGCAAUACACACACCUACAGACUCCUCUCUGAGGACGCACUCGCGCAUGCACAGAUAUCAGAAAUACUUGCUAACUUGCACUUACACCUUCUUCAGUUUGAUUUGUGUCUUGCACAUGCAGGGAAUUAAUUAGUUUUGUGCAGCCCUAACUGUUGAACAACAGAAAAUUGCGAAUAGGUUUUAGAUUUGAUGGCU
Molecule: messenger RNA, 3844 nt
Organism: Haplochromis burtoni (Burton's mouthbrooder)
Lineage: Eukaryota; Metazoa; Chordata; Actinopteri; Cichliformes; Cichlidae
Gene: mtm1
Product: myotubularin 1
Biological process (GO): negative regulation of autophagosome assembly; dephosphorylation; muscle cell cellular homeostasis
Cellular component (GO): plasma membrane
Molecular function (GO): phosphatidylinositol-3,5-bisphosphate 3-phosphatase activity
Source: RefSeq, a predicted model, not a curated record